Molecule: messenger RNA, 186 nt
Organism: Peronospora matthiolae
Lineage: Eukaryota; Oomycota; Peronosporomycetes; Peronosporales; Peronosporaceae
Source: the annotation of a GenBank genome assembly
AUGACUACAGCUCGUCAGAAAGUCGCUCAAUUGCGUGACCAGGUCGCCUCGCUAGUCGACCAGACUGGCUCGUUUAAACGGGACCACUCGAAGGUGGUCUUGGCCUUUGAACGCGAAGGGGUUCUUCGCCUCUCGAAACGGGCUCGUACUGAUAUUAUGGGCAAAGACGUCCAACGUAAAACAUAG